CAAUUUCAUGAUAUUGCAGUUCACAGCAGUAGAAUGCUGUUUGGGAAAUAUUACAUUCCCAGAUGGUCAAAAUGGGUGGUCUGAUGAUGCUCUUCAUGCCAUGGAGGAAAUGUGCGUAAAUGAGACUCUUUUUGCUGUCUGUGACCGUUAUUCAAGAAACAAUAUAGCGUAUGUUCGCUUGUUUAAGUUUCAUGGAGACAAAACUAUUUUCAUCAACAGAGAAUUGGUGGAGAGAGAUUUGGCAAAGUGGACUAAUUUGCCUAGCUCCUGAGAACAAAAUAUGAGAAAACGUACACUGCGAAAAAAAAAAAAAAAAAAAAAAAGAGAGAGAGAGAGAUUGAGAGGAGCAGUUCUAUAUCUCCAGUUAUUCUGGGUCGAUUGGCAAAAUUCGACUUGCGUUUCUCAUGCCCCGAAAGCGUGACAUAGGGAUGUAUUACAUUUAUAUAUACCAUUGUUAACCUACCAUUGUUAAUAUACCAUUGUCUUUUAACUGAAUUCCUCAGUUUGCCGACAGUCUAUUAUUUGCACGCAUGUAUUCUGCGUGAAAAGUCAUUUGUAUUUGAUCUAGAGUUAAACAUAUAGCAUAUGAAUUUCUGUA
Stegodyphus dumicola is the source of this 598-nucleotide messenger RNA. Its product is annotated as A-kinase anchor protein 1, mitochondrial-like. The record is from RefSeq and is a predicted model, not a curated record. Lineage: Eukaryota; Metazoa; Arthropoda; Arachnida; Araneae; Eresidae.